This is a messenger RNA of Emericellopsis cladophorae, 2886 nucleotides long. Its product is annotated as Protein kinase-like protein-like protein. Lineage: Eukaryota; Fungi; Ascomycota; Sordariomycetes; Hypocreales; Bionectriaceae. Bases 1 to 2886 code for a protein of 961 amino acids. The record is from RefSeq and is a predicted model, not a curated record. Gene Ontology annotation, molecular function: protein kinase activity; ATP binding. Gene Ontology annotation, biological process: protein phosphorylation. The transcript has 2 exons.
AUGUUUUCCUCAGCGCUCAAGUCCAUUUCGGCAACGAACAUUACCGCCAACUACUCCAUCGCCUCGACAGCCACAUCCCAGGCGGGACCGUGGCGGAUAUACGACGCCAAGAAGAAGUCCACAGGCAAGGCAUACAGCGUCUUUGUAUUCGACAAGAAAACUCUUGAUGCCGGUGGCAGCUCGCUCGGCGGCCGGAGUGGUGGCACGUCGGUGAAGCGCGCGGUGGAGGAGGUCGUGGAGCGGCUGAGGAAGGAAGCGUCAAGCCUAGCGAAACUACGACACCCCAGCAUCCUGGAAUUGGUCGAGCCGGUGGAGGAGACGAGGGGUGGCGGGUUACAAUUUGUGACAGAGGCCGUGACAGCCUCGCUGGCGAGCGCAUUGCACGAGAAGGAUGAUCAGGAGAGAUCUGGUGGACCGGGUGGUCGAGGAAGUCGCUACGUGACGGAAGAUGCGGACGGCGUGCGGCGCCGCCGCGAGCUGGAACUUGAUGAGCUGGAGGUCCAAAAGGGCUUGCUGCAGGUCAGCAAGGCGCUCGAGUUCUUGCACGACAAUGCUGGCCUGUUGCAUGGCAACCUGACGCCGGAUGCGAUCCUGAUCAACGCCAAAUCGGACUGGAAGAUCAGCGGGCUGGCGUUCUGUAGCCCGGUAGAGGGGUCGACGAAACCGACGUCGAUACAGGGCGUCAACCUGUAUGAGGUGCUGAACCCCGACCCAAGGCUGCCCAGGUUCGUCCAGCUCAACUUGGACUAUACUUCCCCAGACUUCGUCAUGGACAACAACAUGACAGCAUCCGCAGACAUGUUCUCGUUGGGCUUGCUGUCCGUAGCCUUGUACAAUUCGCCUCACCGAUCGCCUUUGGAGAGCCACGGCAGCUUGUCCGCGUAUCGAAAGCUCUUCUCCUCGUCCUCGACGAUACCAUCGGCAUCGAACAAGUUCCUCUCCAAACGGCCGCUGCCCAAGGACCUGACGAACCAUGUCCUACCUCGCCUGAUCACUCGACGACCAGCGCAGCGCAUGACGGCCAAGGAGUUUCAAGAGAGCGAGUUCUUUGACAAUGUGCUCAUAUCGACGAUUCGCUUCCUGGAUGCGUUUCCGGCCAAGACACCGAACGAGAAGAACCAGUUCAUGCGCGGCUUGAACAAGGUUCUCCCCUCAUUCCCCAAGUCAGUGAUCGAGAAGAAGCUUCUGCCUGCCCUGUUGGAGGAGCUCAAGGAUCGAGACCUGCUGUCUCUGAUCCUGCAGAAUGUUUUCAAGAUUCUCAGCCUUCUGCCAUCGUCAAGACGAGCAUUCGUUGACAAAGUGCGCCCUGCCCUCAAAGACAUCUUUGUGGUCAACGCGAAGCAAGCGCAGCAGGACAAGGAUCCGGCAAGGGAUGCCGGGCUCAUGGUCUUCCUCGAGAACUUGUCCAUUUGCGCAGAAAACUGCUCAGGAAAGGAAUUCAAGGAUGAUAUCUUUCCUGUACUGCUGGCCGCCAUCGAGUGCCCUACACAUAACAUCAUUGACGCUGCCAUGCGCAGUCUCCCUGUCGUCCUACCUGUCCUUGACUUCAGCACCAUCAAAGGCGAGCUCUUCCCGGUUAUUGCCGCGGUCUUCACGCGUACCAACAGCCUCGCCAUCAAAGUACGAGGCUUGCAGUCCUUUGUCAUCCUCUGCGGUGGGUCGGCUGACGCCGCAGCUGAUGAUGGUCUGAACGGUCUUGCGCCUCAAAAGAAGACGUCUUCCUCGUCAGCAUUGGACAAGUACACGAUGCAGGAGAAGAUUGUGCCGCUGGUGAGGGGCAUCAAGACAAAAGAGCCGGCCGUCAUGAUGGCUGCGCUGAACGUGCUUCGCAUUGUCGGGCAGACGGCCGAUGCCGACUUUGUCGCCAUGGACAUCCUCCCCAUCCUGUGGAGCAUGAGCUUGGGACCCUUGCUCGAGCUGAAGCAGUUCCAGACAUUCAUGGAGCUCAUCAAACUUCUCUCAUCUCGCGUUGAGGAGGAACAAACGCGCAAACUACAAGAACUGGGUGGCACCAAUGGUUCCGCCACGGUCAGCAAAGGAGAAGACAUGCUCUCCUUUGGUGGACUCACGGGCACUGCCUUUGAUGCCACAGGCCCUGCCGGGAACGAGGAUGACUUUGAGUCUCUUGUCAAGGGGAGAAGCAGCACGUCCGCAGCAGCAGCCCCGGGAAACGGGAGCUUCCCCCGCUGGGACGACACACCCAACACGACGACGACGACGACGAACAUGUCGUCUUCCAACGGACCUGGUCGGUCGUCAGGGCGAAGCACACCUUCAGCACCAGCGUUCUCCUGGUCCACAACGACGCCCGCGCAGCCGACGAGCGCCCCCUCGGUCACGUGCGCGUUCACAGCGCAGCAGCCUAGUUUCAGGACCGUGACGCCCGACAUGAACUCGUUUGCGAGCCUGACGCCGACGUCGACGCAGUUCAGUCAGCCUCUGCAACCUGUGUCGCAGCAGAAAACGGCGGCAUUCUCCCCACCACCGGCGCCUCAGCAGCAGCCGCCGCAGUCGUCGAGCAUCAACUGGGGUAGUGGCAGCAGCGGUGCAGCAGCGUCGAACCCAUGGGCAUCCUCGACGCCGUCGAGCACAGCACCCAACUACUCGUCCGGUGCAGCAGGCCUGGCAUCCUCAAUGGCUGUCAUGUCACUGAAUAGCCAGCAGAGACCUACCAUGGGUGCCUCGUCAGGUUCAUUCUCAUUACCGCCGCCGCCUGCACAAGGGAGCACUGGAUUCGGCACGGCAGCGCCUCAGAGCCAAUGGGGCCAGCAGCCUAUGAGUAUGAGCAGCACGGCGAACACGCAACCAUCUCGACCCCAGCAGCAGCCGCAGCAGCAGCCGCAGGCGUCCAAGUCUGGGCUGGACAAGUAUGAGUCGUUGAUAUAG